Molecule: messenger RNA, 2004 nt
Organism: Gordionus sp. m RMFG-2023
Lineage: Eukaryota; Metazoa; Nematomorpha; Gordioida; Chordodea; Parachordodidae
Exons: 7
Coding region: 28-1821 (597 amino acids)
Biological process (GO): nuclear polyadenylation-dependent snoRNA catabolic process; nuclear mRNA surveillance of mRNA 3'-end processing; TRAMP-dependent tRNA surveillance pathway
Cellular component (GO): TRAMP complex
Molecular function (GO): zinc ion binding; RNA binding
Source: RefSeq, a predicted model, not a curated record
ACCACAUUUUUUUUAAAUUUAUGAAAGAUGGACUUUAGCAUAAAUGAUUCCUAUUCUGAAACAGAUGAUCUUAAUUCCGAAAUUGAAACACAGUUAUAUUCUUUGCUUCAUCAUAAUUAUGACUCCGAAAUGAACUAUAAUGGAUAUUUCAAUAAUAGUUUGGAAACGUAUAAUACCCCUUACCAAAAAAGCUAUUCUAAUGUACCCUCUACCUCAUUUAGCAAUUUGACACAUUCUAACCGAGAUAAGAAUAAAAAAAAUUUAAAUCUCAAUAAUUUACGUGAUAACUCUAGUUGCUCCAAAAAGUUGCCUGGACAUGGAGCUUUAAACCCAUGUACUUCCAGAAGAUAUUUUGGUUCCAAAACGACAUCGACUUCUACACAGAUCCAGAAUGAUGAUUAUUUAUGCAAAAUUUUAGAAAAUCUGCCUAACAGUUAUUGGCAAAUUUCUAAUCAAGAUAUUCAUGUAAAUUCCAACAAAAUACAGUUUCCAAAAUGCACUAAUUGUCUUAAAAAGGGUCAUAAAGAAACUGAAUGUCCAUUAAGUUAUGUUAGAAGGAUAUGCUUCUUAUGUGGCUCAACUGGUCACAGUGAGAGAAUGCAUAUUUUUUGUCAUAUUUGCUUGGACCUUGAUCACAUGUCGCAUAAAUGUCCUUACAGAAAUAAAGUUUACAAAUUCUGUCAUAAUUGUGAUCAAAAAAGUCAUUGGAGAGAAAUAUGCCCAAGUAUUUGGCGCCAAUACCAUUUAACCACACAAAACGAAAACAAGACACAAACGAACGCAAAAUAUUCUAAUCAUCGUAAAUCGAAGAAAUCUUUUACGAUCGUUAAUUACGACGAACAAGGAUUGGAUGAUUUAGAUGAAAUGAUAUGUUGCUAUAAUUGCGGAUAUAUGGGACACAAAGGAAAAGAAUGCGUAAAAUAUCGUAUGACGAAGUUUGUUCCACAUGAUACCGCUAUCAUAAAUUAUAAUCAAUGUCCAAUUCCAGCCCAUAGAAAUUUGGCAUCCCAAUUGCAUUCCGAUGCGCGUAAAGUUUUAGAGGCCUACCCAUCUUAUCCCACGACACCGGUGCGACCCCUAUUUAAAACGCCAAACGGAUCAAUAAAAAAUUUGAAUCAUUCGAUUGAAUCUAAUGGAAAGCGGAAAUCCGCGGAAAUCAAAAAAUUGUACCACCAUCCCGAGCAGAAAAGGGUUAGACAAGAAUCGUCUACUUCAAAAGUGAUGUUACCUAAGUCCCCAGCCUCGAUUUUAAUGAACGCCAGUCCAUCUAUUCCUAUUGACAGAAAAUUAUGUUCACCCAAAAGAAAUGCAUUCACCAAAACUGAAAAGCCCAUAGAAACAACACCUUUGGAUAAGGCAAAAUGCGAUGUCUCAUCUAAACUAGCAUCAAUUAACAAGGCGGGAACCACAAACAAAACAAUACAAAAUCCUACAAAUGUCUCGUGCAACGAAAUAAGCGACUCAUUCGAUGAAACAGGUGAUUCUCUGAUCGGGGCUGACAACGAAACAAGCGGGUUUUCUGACGAUAAAUCGGGCAAUAUUUUUCUUAACGAGGAAUCGGACGAUUCAUCGGUCAUUGAUGAGGAUGAUAAUUCUUUCGACGAAACGAGCGCCUCUUUUGACGAAUUAGAAGACUCAUUCUGCAAAGCGGGGGAUUCUAGUCCUGCCCUUUCAACAGAUGAUAAGAUUAUUCCCGUUACUAAAGCUCUUAAUUUUGAUGCCAUAGCUGACUUAAACCGUAUUGCCAGAAAGCGUUGUCUCUUGACCGAAUAUCUAAACAAAAGAGAUAGAAAAUCGCGUUUAGCCUGGGAGGGCCAAUAAAUAUUAUUUAUUUAUAACUUUUUGAAAAGCAAAAAUAAUAACUUUAUUUUCAGUAUUAAUUGACCAUAUUUUAAAUGUUUUAUAUUUUUAAUAUGAAUUAUGGUAAGAAAACAUUAUAGAUAAUGCAUAGUUAAAAAAACUUUCACUAUGUUAUUGAUUUGAUAGUCAAUUUAAGUUUUUAUU